Messenger RNA from Musa acuminata AAA Group (dessert banana), 2602 nucleotides. RefSeq names its product pentatricopeptide repeat-containing protein At5g39680. Gene Ontology annotation, cellular component: intracellular membrane-bounded organelle. The record is from RefSeq and is a predicted model, not a curated record. The coding region runs from base 175 to 2244 and encodes 689 amino acids. Lineage: Eukaryota; Viridiplantae; Streptophyta; Magnoliopsida; Zingiberales; Musaceae. Gene Ontology annotation, molecular function: zinc ion binding; protein binding; RNA binding. The transcript has a single exon. Gene Ontology annotation, biological process: RNA modification.
AACACUACUGCAAGCACAGGAUUUGAGGCGCCCCCAACCAAAAACAUAUCCGUCUUCCAGCGGAGAGCAACGGCGAGGUGCCCGGUUUCCGUGCUCCGAGCACUCAAUGCCCGGCGCAAGAGACCAAAGUCCACGCCAACCCACCGGCCGUGUGCCAACGGGUUGGCCGUUCUCAUGCACACCGUGCCUUCGUCUCAAGCCUCUGUUCCUCGGGAAAGCGACCUCCAUAUCCUGAAAGUGUCCACGGAGUCUAAGAAUCUUGCUUUAGGGAAUGCCGUCCAUGCCCGCUUGAUCAAAACCUCCCAGUUCGACGUUGUGCAAUCGAAUCAUCUACUAGGCUUGUACUGCAAGUGCGAUCGGCUGAGUGCUGCCCGUCAACUGUUUGACGAAAUGCCUGAGAGAAACGGUGUUUCCUGUAAUUUGCUCAUGGCAGGUUAUUUACAUGGUGGAUUUCCCACGCAAGCUGUUUCUGUAUUCAAACUGAUGAGUUUCGGGGAACUGUUGUUUCAUCCAAAUGAGUACGUCUUCACGACUGCCCUGGCUUCUUGUGCUGAUAUUUCAGCUCUUAAUGAGGGUCGGCAAUGUCAUGCUUAUGUCUUGAAAUCUGGACUGGUCUCACAUUCGUACGUCAGGAACGCACUGCUUCACAUGUAUACCAAAUGUUUAGAUAUGGAAUCUGCUCUGGGUGUUUUCGGGGGUGGCUCAGAUUUUGACCUCUUCGUGUUCAAUUCCAUGAUCAAUGGCUUUUUGGAUAAUGGACAACAGAGUGAAGCUAAGAACAUCUUGAGUCGUAUGGUGAAGGAGAUUGCCCAGUGGGAUCACGUCUCAUAUGUUUCUGUUCUUGGCCUUUGUACUGAUUCAAAAGAUCCAAAAUUUGGGGGCCAAAUUCAUGGUCAAAUUUUGAGAAGAGGAAUGGAGUUCAGUGAUUUCGUUUGCAGUGCAAUUGUAGACAUGUAUGGAAAAUGCAGUGAUGUCCAGAAUGCUGUGCUUGCUUUUCAUGAGCUGCCGGGCAAGAAUGUGGUUUCAUGGACAGCAGUCAUGGCUUCCUGCACUCAAAAUGGUCACUUUGAAGAAUCCCUCAAGUUAUUCAUACAGAUGGCAGAUGAUGGUGUUCAGGCCAAUGGGUUGACAUAUGCGGUCGCCCUGAAUUCAUGUGCAGGUUUGUCGGCUUUAAGAAGUGGUGAUGCACUGAAUGGCCAUGCUGAGAAAACAGGAUGUAAGUCUUAUCUUAGUGUUGGUAAUGCUUUGAUUAACAUGUAUUCUAAAAGUGGUAGCAUUGAUGACGCAACUAAAGCUUUCACAAGCAUGCUUAACCGAGAUAUUAUUUCUUGGAAUUCAAUUAUAAAUGCUUAUUCCAAUUUUGGGUUUGCUAAGGAAGCUUUGGAAACUUUUCAUAACAUGUUAGCGGAAGAAGAGACACCAACUUGUGUAACUUUUAUAGGGGUGCUAUCAGCUUGUGCGCAUCUUGGACUAGUAGAUGAAGGAUUCUAUUAUCUGAAUCAUUUCAUGAGAGAAUUAGGAAUAGAACCUGGAAAAGAGCACUAUACAUGCAUGGUUGGUCUCCUAUGUCGAGCUGGGCGGUUAGAUGAGGUUGACAGAUUCAUGAGAGACACACGCACUGAGUGGGACAUUGUGGCAUGGAGAACUCUUCUCAGUGCUUGCCAGGUACAUGGGAAUCAUGGUCUUGGUUACAAAGUUGCUGAGCACAUACUUCAAUUGGAUCCCGAUGAUGUAGGAACAUACAUUUCAUUGUCGAACAUGUACUCUAAGGCAAGAAGGUGGGAUGGUGUCGUAAAGGUUCGGAAACUUAUGAGACAAAGAGACAUCAAGAAAGAACCUGGAGUCAGCUGGAUACAGAUAGGGAAUGAGACCCAUGUUUUUGUUUCGGAAGAUAAGAAGCACCCUUGGAUGGAGCAGAUUACUGAGAAAGUAGCAGAACUUAUAACUGAAAUAAAGCUGAUUGGCUAUGUACCCAAUAUUGCCUGUGCAUCUCAUGAUGUGGAGGAUGAACAGAAGGAAGAAUAUCUUAGAUACCAUAGUGAGAAACUAGCUAUUGCUUUUGGAGUGAUUCGCAUGCCACCAGGAGCAGCAAUCUACGUCAUGAAGAACCUUCGGAUGUGUGAUGAUUGCCAUGUUGCCAUGAAACUUAUUUCAAUUGUGACAAACAGAAAAUUAGUUGUUAGAGAUGCUAAUCGCUUCCAUUGUUUUGAAAGCGGAUGUUGCUCUUGUGAUGACUAUUGGUGAUUCAAGGGGAUUGUAGGAUAAAAAAAAAACACACACAAGAUUAGUGACUGCUUGAAAAGAGAGACUGUCACCAUCAAUUUAGUUGGAUUGGUGUUCUUUAUAUUUCAGUCUGUGAUUAUUGGACCGGAAUCGGUUAAAGCUAGACACCAAAGCAUCAGGUGGAUUACCCUGUAUCACUAAUCUGUUUUGGAAGUCUAAAUUGUAAUGUACAAAUUAGUACGAUAUAUUCAAACUGUUCCGUUAACUUUAACUUUUAGUAUAGCACAUUGUGUUUGUACUGAAUGGCCAUUAUGUCUGUACUCAAAACUGAGAAUUUCAAAUAAAAAGAAUUCAGUAAAUAAAUGUUCUUUCUUUUUGC